Aedes albopictus (Asian tiger mosquito) is the source of this 604-nucleotide messenger RNA. Its product is annotated as general odorant-binding protein 72. Bases 146 to 601 code for a protein of 151 amino acids. The record is from RefSeq and is a predicted model, not a curated record. The transcript has 3 exons. NCBI's taxonomy places the organism in Eukaryota, Metazoa, Arthropoda, Insecta, Diptera, Culicidae. Gene Ontology annotation, cellular component: extracellular region. Gene Ontology annotation, biological process: sensory perception of smell; olfactory behavior. Gene Ontology annotation, molecular function: odorant binding; dibutyl phthalate binding.
CAUGACCGCAUUAGUACCGAUUGGGAAGCCUCUCCGCAGAGGAAGGGAAGUCUCGUGAAGCAACCAGUGAAUUUUCGAGUAUCCGUUUCCGUUUGCCAACGGCAGUGGAUGUAAUUCGCGAGAGGUCGCUAGCUCACCCGACAUAAUGACCAAACGAGUGGAUCUUGUGCUCUUCGGGUUGUGCGCGGUGGUCACGCUUCUCCAGACGGGCCCCGGUGGCAUCGGAGUCGAGGGAAAAGCCACGGUGGAACAGAUGCAGAAAACCGGUGAAAUGAUUCGAAACGUUUGCAUUGGGAAGCUCAAAGUCGGUGAGGACUUGGUGAACAUGCUGGGCAAUAAACAGUUUCCGGACAAUAAGGAGCUCAAGUGCUAUGUGAAUUGCAUUUUCGAAAUGAUGCAAGUGGUCAAAAAGGGAAAACUGAACUACGACGCUGCAAUGAAACAAAUCGACACCAUCAUGCCGGAUGAGCUGGCCGAACCGAUGCGAGUAGCCCUGAAUGCUUGUCGCACUGCUUCCGACGGAAUCAAAAAUAACUGCGAUGCAUCGUACGCCAUUGCCCAAUGUGUUGCGACAAACAAUCCGAAAUUCGUUUUCCCUUAGUAG